Molecule: messenger RNA, 852 nt
Organism: Bacidia gigantensis
Lineage: Eukaryota; Fungi; Ascomycota; Lecanoromycetes; Lecanorales; Ramalinaceae
Exons: 2
Coding region: 1-852 (283 amino acids)
Molecular function (GO): oxidoreductase activity
Source: RefSeq, a predicted model, not a curated record
AUGACUACACAAACGCAGACGCAAACUACUCCACACCCAACGAAAGUCAUCGCAACCUCUGCAAUUCCUAGGGGCCCUGUGACGAGCACACUGAAUUUCUAUCAGCCCCCUGCCGACGGAUCAAGACCCUAUAAUUACGUCGAAGCGCCACCCGAGGGGCAACUGCCGCGUAAUUACAGUGAUACGUUUGUGGAUGUCACAAUAAAUGAUGUCCGAGGACGUGAGACCGACUUUCACAUCGACGUGAAUGCGUUCGCAGCUUUGAAGGAUGUUCCGGAAAGCGCUGAGCACGACUUUCAAGAUGACGCCUCUAUACAGGCGAAAUACUACCCAGAAGUUGAGAAGCUGCUACUCGAUAAUGCCCCUGGAUCAAAGCGAAUCUUGAUAUUCGAUCACACUGUACGUCGCGCUGAUCCGAACGCAAAGCGCGCACCUGUGACAAAGGUCCAUAUCGACCAAACUACGAAGUCUGCUGAGGCUAGGGUUCGAUUUCACCUACCCAACGAGGCGGAGGAGCUUUUGAAGGGCAGAGUACGACUGAUCAAUGUGUGGCGACCCAUCAAUGGGGCCGUCGAGUCUUCACCCCUGGCAUUUGCCGACUCGACAUCAAUCCCAGACGAUGCGCUUGUUGGGAUUGAACAUCGCUAUCCUGACCGUACUGGGGAGACUGCUGCCGUGAAACCCACGGAAGGCCAAAGAUGGCAUUACUGGAGUGGGAUUGACAAUAACGAGAGGAUUCUACUGCAGUGUUACGAUAGCCAUGGCAAUCAUGCCAGAGUACCUCAUACGGCUUUCGUCGACCCUAGGAGCACUGCUGGGAGGCAUUGCUCUUCGGAUGAGCUGGAGGGUUGA